AUGAUUACAAAUACACAAUUACAGGACAAUUUUCGAUUCAAGCGUUCUUUAUUUAUCUUCCAUUUAGUCGAUUUCCAGCAUCUUCCCAGGCCGGGAUGUGUCUCCAAUAAUACGACUCCUAUCUUUUGGAACCCUUUGCUUAAUUUUGACUCAUUAGCUUCGUAUCCCCGCAGACCACUGGCCAACGCAUCCUCAACAGAUAUACAUAGCACGACCUUGCAAGCCUUGGAUUUUGCAGACUUUAAUACUCCUUUGUCCUCAAACGGGGUCCAUUUUGAAGAAGGUGGGCAGAUAAAGACUGAUUCCACUUUCAACUCCUCCUUGCUUACACCUGCCUCCAGCUCCUUAGUCAGCUCAGAAGGCUUUAUGGCUCUAGAGGAGCCAAAUGUCGGCCGCACAGAGUGGUUUACACCCUAUGACAUCCAGAGCAGGUAA
Protopolystoma xenopodis is the source of this 435-nucleotide messenger RNA. The record is from the annotation of a GenBank genome assembly. Lineage: Eukaryota; Metazoa; Platyhelminthes; Monogenea; Polystomatidea; Polystomatidae.